UGUAUUUAUAAUUACAUAAUACUUUUAAUUACAGUAUUCUAGAAGAGUAAUACCAUUUUUCUAGAGUCUUGACCUUGUCUUUUGCUAAUCACAAAUUUACUACAAGCAUAUUUAACGUUGCGUUACAACAAGGUGCUGGUCAAGAUUUUUACAUAAAAAAUUAAAGAAAAAUUGUGGGGUUUUUUAUAUUACUAAAUUUCGAUAUGCACGAUAGUUCUCUCAUCCAAGUUUGUAAAAACAAAAAGAAACAAACUAUGAGGUCAUCAUAGCUCAUCAUUUUAGUUUGCUGCUGAGAAACAAGUCCAACAGGUGCAGGAACAAAACAAAAGGCGCAGUCACAACGUCCACAGGAUCUGAGUAGUCGUGUGUCUCUGCGCUGAUUUUGCUUUCAAAAACAUGGAUGAGACAGCAAGAAGGAUUGUGGUCCUGGGAAAAACUGGAGCUGGAAAGAGCAGUUUUGCCCACACCCUGUGUGGAGAGCCUGUGUUUGAAGUAGAUCAUACUGCCAAAUCUGGAACACAGAGAUGUCAGGCAAAGUUCAUGUCAGUCAGUGGAAGAAUGGUACUCUUUAUUGACACUCCUGGAUUUAUUGACACAAACAGACCUGGGGAGGAGAUGAAGUCUGAAAUAUUGAGGUGUAUCACAGAAUGUGCUCCUGGUCCUCAUGUGUUUCUCAUUGUGCUUAAAGUGGAGAAAUACACAGAGCAAGAAAAGGCUGUAAUAGACAAAAUUAAUCAAUAUUUCUCAGAUGAAGCACUUAGAUUUAGUACAAUAAUCUUUACUCAUGGUGACCAGCUUCCUGAGGGAAUGAAGAUCGAAGAGUUUGUGAAUGAAAGUAAAGCUCUGAGUGAUCUGAUCAAGAAGUGUGGGGGUCGCUGCCACGUCAUUGAUAACAAAUACUGGAAGAACAACCAGGGAGAUGAAUACAGGACCAACCAGUAUCAGGUGGCAGAAUUACUCAAAACCAUUGACACGACUAUUGAGGCAAACAAAGGAGGCUACUUCACCAAUGAGAUGCUGCAAGAA
Messenger RNA from Haplochromis burtoni (Burton's mouthbrooder), 1026 nucleotides. Its product is annotated as GTPase IMAP family member 7-like. Lineage: Eukaryota; Metazoa; Chordata; Actinopteri; Cichliformes; Cichlidae. Gene Ontology annotation, molecular function: GTP binding. The record is from RefSeq and is a predicted model, not a curated record. The transcript is spliced from 2 exons. The annotation marks the transcript as partial.